UAUGGUAAAAACAAAUAAAAAUAAAUCAAAAAAUCCAAGUCAGAAGCGGAAUGGUUCGUCUUCAAAAAUUUUUACUUUACCUUGCCAAGUGAAAUUUCGAAUUGUAGCGCCACCAAGAGAAUUAGCUACCGACUGUAAAGAAGGUGAAAUCUAUGCCAAAAUUGAAGGGGCAGUUUGCGACAAAUGGCAAGAGAGUCUACCUAGAAUUCUUGAUGAUAAUUCAAUAUAUAAAGGGAUUAUUAGGAGGAAAGAAAUUGAAGAUAAACUUGCUGAGUCUAUCGAUUCAAUAAAAAAUGGUACAAAAAGUGAUAGUAAAGUUAAAAAUGGUUUAAAAUCAUCUAAGAGAAAAGUAACAAAAAAAGAUUCGCAUAGAAGUUUUAGUACGGAGAAAAAUUUCGUAAAGAAUAUUCAAACAACUUCAACACCCAGAGAUUCAGUUCAUCAAAAUUCAACUUCGAAAUCGGAAGAACAACGUGUUUAUUAUCCAACGCCAGUCUUCAAACUUGUCUGCAAGGAAUGCGAGAAGCAUAGCGAAAAAAUUAGGAAAAGAGGUGAAAAAUCUGUUCUAAAUGAUAACAUUCCCGAAAAAUCAAUGGAGAUUAGCGAUAAAUUGGCUAAUUUAAAUGAAAAAUUCAGAAAGUUACAGUCGAGGGCAGAUGAAGUCUUAAAAAGAACUAUGUCAAGAUAUAGAUCAGAAAGAGCCAAUGAUAGUUCAAAUAUUGAAGAAUAUACUAAACGAAAGGCGGAUAGUGCAUUCCGCCAUAGCAGACUAGAGAUUAGUGACGAUGGUGACGAUGAUGAUGACGAUGACGAGGAGGACCAAGAGGAGGAAAAGGAAGACGGGAAAGAAAUCAUAUGCCUUUCUCCAAGAGUUCUCAAUGAAAGUCCUCUAAGGAACAAAACAAUUGAUUCGAUUACGAAGAAAGAUACUAAUUUUGUUGGUAAAUUAACCUCAUCAUUCACGAAAAAGAAAGAUAAAUCAACUCUCAAAGCCAAUGUCAGAUCAUUAAGACCAUCAAAAGACACCGAGUGGUUUGGUUUGCUACCGGAAGAAUCAUUACAAAAGAACCUUCCCUCGACUGCAUUUGCUCCGCAAUCACACGGAGAUUCCUACGAUGAUCAAGUUAUUAUAACAAAAGUUCCUUUAGACGAUAAAUCGAAAGGAAAUAGCGGAAAAUAUAAAUCUGCAAAAUCUAGACAUCCCAAAUAUUAUGUAAAAAAGAAUAUAGCAUCAAAAACUAAGAAUGGAUUAGCUCUCUCCGACGAAUUAUUACCUAAAUGGGCAAAAAAUUCCCAAAGACAUCGAUCUAAAUUACAUGAAGCCUUAAUAGAGGAGAGCGAGAAUGAUGAUCUAUAUGAAAUAGCCGUUAGCGUUAGCUUCUCAUCAGAUAGUUCAUGUCAAAGAUGUAAGUGGCCAAAAUGGGCAUCAUUUAGAUAA
Messenger RNA from Dimorphilus gyrociliatus, 1438 nucleotides. The record is from the annotation of a GenBank genome assembly. Lineage: Eukaryota; Metazoa; Annelida; Polychaeta; Dinophilidae.